This is a messenger RNA of Octopus bimaculoides (California two-spot octopus), 1347 nucleotides long. The record is from the annotation of a RefSeq genome assembly. Lineage: Eukaryota; Metazoa; Mollusca; Cephalopoda; Octopoda; Octopodidae.
AUUGUAGGUAUAUUAAUGAGAAUUAUAAUAUUAUUAUUUAUAAAUUUUUGGUUAAAGUGGGAGUUGCGUUUAUGAUUUAUAAUAGGUUUUAGUUUUAUAAGGUUAAAAUAUUUAAAUGUUGGUUAUAGAGGGGUUUGUGAAUUUUAUUUUUUUUUUGAUAAAAGAUCAAGGGUUUUGAUUUUGUUAAGGUUUUGGACAAGUAGAUUGAUAUUAUUAUCUAGUUAUAAGUCUGUAAAGAGAGUAAAUAAUAAAGUUGGUUUUUUUUCUUUAUGUGUAUUAUUAUUAUGUUUUGUAGUAGUUAUAUUUUUUUUGGUGGAGAAUUUAAUUGUAUUUUAUUUAUUUUUUGAAAUUUCAUUAGUACCUACUUUAUUAUUAAUUUUGAGUUGGGGGUAUCAACCUGAACGUUUGCAGGCUGGAAUAUAUAUAAUAUUAUAUACAGUUAGAGCUUCAUUACCUUUAUUAUUAUGUUUAUUAUUAUUGGGAUAUCGAGAGGGGUCUUAUAGAAUAAGAUUAAUUAGAUUACUAUUUGUUGGUGAUAUUAGUUUAUAUUGGAUUGUGGGUUUAUUAUUAGCUUUUUUAGUAAAAUUGCCUAUUUAUUUUUUUCAUUUGUGGUUGCCUAAAGCUCAUGUGGAAGCACCUAUUUCGGGAUCUAUAAUUUUAGCUAGGGUGUUAUUAAAAUUAGGAGGAUAUGGAAUUAUACGUUUUGUAGGAUUAUUUAAAAUUUUGGGGAGGGUUUAUAUAAUUAUAUUGCUUGUUGUAUGUUUAUGAGGGGGUUUAUUAACUUCUAUAAUCUGUGUUGGUCAAAGGGAUAUAAAAAGAUUAAUUGCUUAUUCUUCAAUUGGUCAUAUGGGGGUUAUGUUAGCAGGAAUAAUUAGAGGGUUUAUUGUUGGUUGAGAGGGGGCUAUUUUAAUAAUGAUUUGUCAUGGAUUGUGUUCUUCAGGUUUAUUUUGUUUAGGUAAUUUAAUUUAUGAAAAAAUUAAUAGUCGAAGUUUAUUUUUAUGUGGAGGUAUAAUUAAUUAUAAUCCUAUAAUAAGAUUAUUAUUAUUUUUGUUGUGUAUUUGUAAUAUAGGAGCCCCUCCAUUUAUUAAUUUGGUUAGGGAAAUUAUAUUAUAUAUUUCUAUAUAUAUAUAUAGUAUUUAUUUAUUAUUUUUUGUUUUAAUAAUGGUGUUUUUAGGGGGUUUAUAUAAUUUGAUUUUUUAUGUUAGUAUUGAUCAUGGGCAGAUGAUAAGGUUUAUAAAAGUUUUAAAUAUUAAUAAAAGAAAUGAAAAUUUAUUAUUACUUUUACAUAUUAUUCCUUUGUUAAUAUUUAUUUUAAAUAUCGGGUAUGUUAGAAGAAUUGUAAUUUAA